UCAGCUUCCCUGUGCCUCCCUCGAGCUCGCCUGUAACCAUGGUCAAGGACAAGAAGGCAAGCGAGUUCGCCACGCGCGACUACACCAUCCACCUCAGCAAGAGGUUGUAUGGCGUUACCUUCAAGAAGCGCGCGCCGCGGGCCGUGAGGGAGGUGAAGAAGUUCGCGCAGCAGAUGAUGAAGACCAGCGACGUGCGCGUGGACGCCAAGCUCAACAAGUUCCUUUUCUCCAAGGGUGUGCGCAACGUGCCCACCCGGGUGCGCGUGCGCCUUUCGCGCAAGCGUAACGAGGACGAGGAGGCCACUGAGAAGCUGUACACCCUUGUCCAGCACGUGGAAGUGGCCAACAUCAAGGGCCUUCAGACCGAGAACUACGACCAGGCCUAGACCAUCUGUCUGUACGGGGUUGCACGCGCUCGAUGAACUUUUGCCGUUGCUUCGAUCUAAAAAAGGAAGCUGAUGUAGCACUUGGUUGAGCUAUGCCAGCGACAUCGGGUAGAAAAGCCCGAUUUAGUUUUCGGGUCAACUUCAGGAUAGAGGGGGUGGGUUGUGGGAGAAGAAGCGUGUUCUUCUGCUCUGCGAGUGAUUUUCGGCGUAGCGGCGACGUUUGUCUUCGCUCUUGCCCCACACCGGCAAAGCACAAGAGCGCACGGUGGGAAGCAAAAACAUAAAAAAAAAUCAACAAAUCUCUGUUUGGAGUGUUCUAGGCAGGCAGUAAGUGGCGAACCACUCAUCCUGAGUGGCAUGUCCCGCCACCUGCUGAACGGGGUAUUUCGGACAGCGGUAUCUCGUACAAGUUUUCUCUGUUCGGUGAUGCUGUAUACGUACGUACAGUCAGAUAUCGGUAGCUUGAGGCAGCAGGGCAACAACCUGUUUGCCUGUGGCGCGAUCUGUUUCGAUGUUCGGUCAUCGUCACCUUGUUCAAAACCGAAAUUUGGUCGUCUCCAGCCGCCCUAGCAGGUCCACGGGCAGGUGUAGGUUAUUCUAUAUGGCUUUAUUUCAGAUAUGCUGUCCGCGGUGAUCAGCCCGACCGUGUUGUCAUCUCGUGCUCCAUUCAACCGCGGUUCUUUUGCUGCCUUGGUUAGCGCUUGGCCGAUGCUUCCACUCGAGGACGUUUGCGAGCUCUCUCCCACUUGGUUCUACACAUUGCGAGUGACGAUGUCAU
Messenger RNA from Ectocarpus sp. CCAP 1310/34, 1164 nucleotides. The record is from the annotation of a GenBank genome assembly. Lineage: Eukaryota; Phaeophyceae; Ectocarpales; Ectocarpaceae.